This is a messenger RNA of Gastrolobium bilobum, 3757 nucleotides long. Its product is annotated as tetratricopeptide repeat protein SKI3. The coding region runs from base 49 to 3612 and encodes 1187 amino acids. Lineage: Eukaryota; Viridiplantae; Streptophyta; Magnoliopsida; Fabales; Fabaceae. The record is from RefSeq and is a predicted model, not a curated record. Gene Ontology annotation, cellular component: Ski complex. The transcript has 22 exons. Gene Ontology annotation, molecular function: protein binding.
UCUGCAGUCAGUGUCCUUCGAGUUCCAAGACUUCGGCCCGUAACCCUGAUGGACUCCCAAACUCACAUGAAGGAAGAAGGAGCAGAACAUCUCUUCCGACGCUUGCAGGAUUCCCCAGAUGACGCCUCGCUACAUUUUGAGAUUGGCUUAUUCUUAUGGGAAAAAGGAGGAGAAGCGAAGGAAACCAAGGAAAAAGCUGCUGAACAUUUUGUUCUAUCGGCCAAAUUGAACCCUAAGAAUGGAGAAUCUUUCAAAUUUCUGGGCCAUUAUUAUGGCCGCGUUUCCCUUGAUACUCCGAGAGCCGUUAAAUGUUACCAACGAGCUGUAGCUCUCAAUCCUGAUGAUUUCGAUUCUGGGGAAGCUCUGUGCAAUUUACUUGACCAAAGAGGUAAAGAUAGUUUGGAGGUGGCGGUGUGCCGGGAAGCUUCUGAAAUAUCACCGAGGGCUUUCUGGGCUUUCCGCAGAUUGGGCUUCCUGCAGGUUCAUCAAAAGAAAUGGUCUGAAGCUGUUCAGAGUCUUCAACAUGCCAUACGAGGCUAUCCUACAUGUGCUGAUUUGUGGGAAGCUUUGGGCCUUGCUUAUCAGCGACUGGGCAGGUUUACUGCUGCCGUAAAGUCUUAUGGCCGUGCAAUUGAGUUGGAUAAUAAGAUGGUCUUUGCUUUGGUUGAAAGUGGAAAUAUCUCUUUGACACUUGGUUCAUUUAAAAAGGGAAUUGAACAAUUUCAACAAGCUCUGGACAUUUCACCGCAUUGUGUGCCUGCACAAUAUGGACUUGCUUUGGGGCUGCUUGGUUUGGCAAAAGAUUGCAUUAAUGUGGGAGCAUAUAAGUGGGGGUCUACAUUAUUAGAGGAAGCAUCUGAGGUUGCAAGCACAAGUGCUUAUUUUUUAAGGAAUAUCUCGUGUAUUUGGAAACUACAUGGUGAUAUUCAGCUUUCAUAUGCAAGAUGUUAUCCUUGGAUUGAGGAGGCCCAAGAAUUGGAAUCUAAUAACGAAGCUUUCAAUGCUUCUAUCAUUUCUUGGAGGAAGACCUGCUUUUUGGCUUCAAAACGUGCUAGGUUUUCAUAUCAACGAGCCUUGCACUUGUCUCCAUGGCAAGCAAAUAUUUAUGCUGACAUUGCAGUAACUUCAGAUCUUAUUACGUCAUUGAACGAGAAUUACAAGCAAGACCUAAACUCAUGGCAGCUGGCAGAGAAGAUGUCUAUGGGAGCCUUGCUACUUGAGGGUGGCAAUUAUGAGUUCUGGGUGGCAUUGGGAUGUUUGUCUGAUCAUAAAGCACUAAAUCAACAUGCUUUGAUUAGAGGGUUGCAAUUGAAUGUAUCUCUAGCUGGUGCUUGGGGAUAUCUUGGGAAGCUGUAUUGUAAAGUGGGUGAAAAGCAAUUGGCACGACAAUUGUUUGAUCGUGCUAGAAGUAUUGACCCAGGCCUCGCAUUGCCAUGGGCAAGCAUGUCAGCUGAGUGUUGUGUGAGGGAGCCUGCACCAGAUGAGGCAUUUGAAAGCUGUUCACGAGCUGUGCAGAUAAUGCCUUUAGCUGAAUUCCAAAUUGGGCUCGCUAAGCUUGCUUUGCUGAGUGGUCAUCUUUCAUCUUCACAGGUUUUUGGAGCUAUUCAGCAGGCAGUGCAGCUUUCUCCUCACUAUCCUGAAUCCCAUAAUUUACAUGGGCUGGUUUGUGAGGUUCGAAAAGAUUAUAAGUCUGCUGCUACUUUUUAUAGAUUAGCACGUCAUGCAAUUAAUAUUGGAUCAUGGAAUAUUCAAAACUCACAUAUCAGGGACGUAUCAAUCAAUUUGGCCAGAUCACUUUCUAAAGCAGGGAAUGCAGUUGAUGCUUUGCAGGAAUGUGAAAAUUUGAAGAAAGAAGGGGCACUUGAUGAAGAAGGUUUACAAGUAUAUGCUUUCUCGUUGUGGCAACUUGGUGAAAAUGAUUUGGCUCUCUCUGUAGCUAAAAGUCUUGCUGCAAGUCUUUCUUCUAUGGAAAAGACAUCUAUUGCACCAUCCAUUUGUUUCAUCUGUAGAUUAGUAUACUCCAUAAGUGGACUGGAUGCAGUCAUCACUAGCAUUAUGAAAAUGCCGAAGGAGCUAUUUCAAAGCUCAAAAGUUAGUUUUGUUAUGUCAGCUAUCAAUGCUCUUGAUGCACACAAUCGUCUUGGAUUUGUUGUCUCAAGUAGCCGAUUAUUUCUCAAAUAUCAUGAAGAAUUUGCCAGGAUGCACUUUUUAAUAGCGCUCGGUAAACUGGUGAAAAAUGAGUCUGAUUGCUGCCUUAAAGUUCAGAGUGGAGUUGUCCACCUCAGAAAAGCUCUACACAUGUUCCCUAACUGCAAUUUGAUGAGGAACCUUCUUGGCUAUCUCUUGCUAUCAAGUAAAGAGUUAAACAAUUGUCAUGUGGCAACAAGGUGUUGUAAGCUGGACCAUCUUGAUCUUUCUGAUCAAGAAGGUUUAAAAUCAGCUUCUGAUAUUCAUGGUGCUGGAGCAGUUGCUUGCUAUGCCACUGGCAACAGCAGUUCAAAGUUUAUUUUUCCAACCUGUACAAAGCAGUGUUCUAGUCAUCCUGGAGCUAUCAGAUACUUGCAGAAAUGCUUUCAUCAGAAACCAUGGAAUCAUGAUGCACGCUACUUGCUUGUUCUUAACUAUCUUCAGAGGGCACGUGAACAGAGAUUUCCUCAUCAUCUUUGUGUUGUAAUAAAUCGUCUAACUUAUGUUGCUCUUUCAAAUGAAUUGCAUAGCAAAACAGAAACGUUGUGUCUAUAUAGACACUUUCAACUUCUGCUUUGUGCUUCUGAGAUCAGUUUACAAUGUGGGAGUCACAUGACCUGUAUCACCCAUGCCAAAAAGGCUUCUGAGCUUGUGCUUCCUGAUGAUUAUUUAUUUUUUGCACAUCUACUAUUGUGCCGUGUGUAUGCCAUGAAAGGUGAUCAUCUAAAUUUUCAGAAAGAAUAUAUUAGGUGCUCGGAGCUCAGGACUGAUUAUCAUAUUGGUUGGAUCUGUCUCAAACUUAUGGAAUGUCGAUAUGAACUGCCAAUCAAUUCUAAUGUCAUAGACUUGAACUUUGAAGAAUGUGUUAAAAGGGGUGGAAACUCAUGGAAUACGUGGAUGGCUGUAUAUAAUCUGGUAAGGGGUAUGAUUUCCUUGCAGAAGAGGGAUUUAGUGUCAGCGGAAGAUUUCAUGGCACAGGCUUGUUCAUUGGCAGGUUUUGAGAGUUGCCUCUUUCUAUGUCAUGGUGCCAUCUGUAUGGAGCUUGUCAAGCAGUGCGAUGGUUCUCAGUUGAGUCAGUUCCUAUCACGGGCUGUUAAGAGUCUUACCAAAGCUCAUGAGCUUUCACUGAUUCCCUUACCUUUUGCCUCACUAUUGGUGGCUCAAGCAGAAGGAAGCCUCGGUUUUAAGGAGAAGUGGAACAGAAACCUUGGCCUUGAAUGGUAUAAUUGGCCGUCAGAAAUGAGGCCUGCAGAGCUCUUCUUUCAAAUGCAUUUGCUUGCAAGACAGUUGAAAGUUGGGCCCAACCCGACAUCUGGCAUGGAAUCCUCUGAGAGUCCUCGGAAAUGGGUUAUUCGGGCAAUUCACAUGAACCCUUCUUGCAUGCGAUAUUGGAGGGUUUUACAGAAGCUAAUGGAAGAGUCUUAAAUUAAAAGUGAAGGAACUUGUUAUGUCUAACUAUUACUUCUAUAGUCUAUUUGGGAUGGAAAUAGCUAAACAAGCCGUUUUUUCAAAUAAAUAAAAUUGUAAGUGAACAUGUGGAAUACUGGUUUUUCAUAUAUACCAACUAUGA